Onthophagus taurus is the source of this 1611-nucleotide messenger RNA. Its product is annotated as facilitated trehalose transporter Tret1-like. Gene Ontology annotation, cellular component: membrane. The record is from RefSeq and is a predicted model, not a curated record. Gene Ontology annotation, molecular function: transmembrane transporter activity. Gene Ontology annotation, biological process: transmembrane transport. NCBI's taxonomy places the organism in Eukaryota, Metazoa, Arthropoda, Insecta, Coleoptera, Scarabaeidae.
UGAUGAACUCCACUAUUUAGUCAGUCCACGUUACAGUGAAUUUCAUAAAAGAGGUCUAACUAAAAGUCCUUUCCAUCACUUUAACUAUAUAUUUCUUCCAAACAAUUUGUAUUUAAAGGUGAACUAAAUAUUUACCACAGUUUAUAGUACGAUAACCAACUAUGAACAAUGUUUCAACAAAACCAGGUUGUCGUUUUAUGCAAUACGCCGCAGCAACGUCAGCUGCAUUAUCAUCCGCGGCAUCAUCAGCUUAUGGUGUUUGGACAUCACCGGCACUUCCUAUUUUACAAUCGGAAGCGUCCCCAAUAGGUAGAUCAAUUUCCGACGAGGAAGCAUCAUGGUUAGUUUCAUCUUUUCUUUUAACGUCAAUUAUUGGAAUUGGUCUCAGCGGUUGGCUAAUCGAACGUAUCGGUAGAAAACCACCCUUAAUUAUUGCUUCCGUACUACAAUUUCUUCCGUGGAUUGCAAUUAUUUUAGUAACAAGUUUUGAAGGCAUUAUGAUUGCAAGAGUAAUUGGAGGUAUUGGAUGCGGAAUUUCAAUUGUUGCUUGUGCGGUGUAUAACACUGAAAUUGCAGACCGUGAUAAUCGUGGAAAGUUGGGAACAUUUUUUAUGGCGUUAAAAUUAACCGGAUCACUUAUCGUUUUGGGUAUAGGCCCCUACGUAUCGUACACAACCCUUGGAAUCAUCUGUGCAAUUUUUCCCAUUUUAUCCAUAAUUUCAUUAAUAUUUAUUCCCGAAUCCCCGUAUUAUUUAACAAAAGUCGGUAAUUUCGAUGGUGCAAGAAAAAGUGUUAUAUCAUUUGCCGAGAGUAAUUCUAAAGAAGAAAACAUUAAUGUGACAUUAGCGGAAUUAAAAAAUAGUGUGCAAAGUGAUAUGAUGGACAAAACUAGUAUUUGGGAAUUCUUAUCUCAAAAAAAGUAUAGAAGAGCUCUUAUAGUUAUGGCAUGUGUUAAAACUUUACAACAAUUUUCUGGAUUCGCGGCAAUUGAGGCAUAUAUGCAAACAAUUAUUUCAAAAACUGAUAGCGUGAUUUCUCCAGAACAAUCCAGUACAAUAUUUGGCGUGGUUCAAGUGCUAGGAGUGUUCGCGGCAAGUUUCAUGGUGGACAAACUCGGGCGGAAACCGCUUCUCGUCGUCUCAGCCGUGGGUUGUGGACUUUCUUUGUGCGGUGAAGGCGUAUAUUUCUAUAUACAGAAUGAAACUGUGUACGGCACGAAUGGCAUUAAGUGGAUGCCAACAACGGGGAUCGCCCUAUUUAUGAUUAUGAGCGCAAUCGGCAUUAUAAGUAUACCGUACGUCCUGCUCGGCGAACUCUUUCCGGCCAACAUAAAAGGAAUUGCGGUCUCUAUCACCACCAUGUACGGAACCGUACUUGCCUUUGCGGUCUCGAAAUCGUUCGACCCGAUUUCUAGAGCUCUCGGUAUCCACUCGAUGUUUUGGCUUUACUCUGCCAACUGCUUGGUGGGUGCCGUUUUCGUCUUGUUCUUGUUACCGGAAACUAAGGGAGAAACGUUUGCCGAUAUCCAAGAUAAAGUGAAUAGUAAAGGUCAAAAAGGUAUUUACUAUUUUGUAGUUUAAGUUUUCUAUUGUUAUAUUUAUUUAUAAAUAU